UCGGACAUCGUACGCGGUGUGAAUCUUCCAUAAGAGAAUACACGUACAUGUGCGUGCAUGUAGUGUUUGAGGAUGUGAAAGUUGUUUUAUUCUUUUUGAUAAAUAUAUAAAUAAUAUGUUUUAUACGCUCAUUGAAUAAUAUUAUAAAUAUUAAAUUGAUACGUCCAAAAGAACUACAAUGAAUCGACCUGCGGAUACAGAAUAUCAUGGGAAGGCACCAAUUAAUAAGGAAGCUUUAGCGAGACAUUCAAAAGGUCCUGGGAUUGAUUUAAAAUACAAAACAACUACAAUUAAAAAUAAAGUACUCAGGAAAAAGUUAAAGAAGAAAGAACAAGCUAUACAAAAAGCAGCUGAAGCUUCUGCUCGGAGUGAAUUACUACUCACAGAAGAGUAUGGUUUCUUGGAAGCUGAACCUGGAGAAACUACUACUCAGUAUCGACAAAAACAAAUUGCAGAAAGUGUGGACAUAACAAGUGCAACCAAAAGAUUCAAACUGGACUUGCAAUUUGGUUCCUAUUGCUUCAGAUACACUAGAAAUGGCAGGCAUUUACUUCUGGGUGGGAAGCAAGGUCAUGUUGCAGCUUUUGACUGGGUGACUAAGAAGAUGGCCUGUGAAAUAAAUGUAAUGGAGUCUGUACAUGAUGUCGCAUGGUUGCAUCAGGAAACCAUGUUUGCAGUAGCACAGAAAAAUUGGGUUUAUAUUUAUGACAAUCAGGGAGUGGAGUUACACUGCUUAAAAAGAAUGAAUAAUGUAACAAGACUGGAGUUUUUGCCCUACCAUUUUUUGCUCGCCAGUGGAUCCACAGAUGGUAAUGUGGCCUGGUUAGAUGUAUCCAUAGGCAAGAUUAUUGCUCGUUUUAAUACAAAUGUUGGGAGAAUAUCUGUCAUGACACAAAAUCCAAGUAGAGCAGUCUUAUGUGUGGGAGAUUCAAAAGGAGUAGUAUCCAUGUGGUCUCCUAAUGAACACAAACCAUUGGCUAAAAUGUUGUGUCAUAAACUUCCAAUCAUGACAUGUACUGUACAUCCAUAUGGAACUUACAUGGCAACAAGUUGCGCAGAUAAAUCCGUAAAGAUAUGGGACGUUAGACAAUUAGCAGGACCAGUCAACCAAAUGUAUCUUCGUUCUCCCGCUUUUCGUAUGUCAUACAGCCAGCGUGGUUUGCUCGCCCUUGCAAUGGGCAAUGUGGUGGAAGUUCUUAAAGAGACUUCAGGCGAGCUCAAACCGUAUAUACGACAUAAAACUGCCCGUUAUGUGUGCUGCGCACGAUUUUGUCCGUAUGAAGACGUAUUGGGAGUCUCCACAGUUAAUGAAUUUUCGUCAGUGCUGGUGCCAGGAAGUGCGGAAGCAAACUACGACGCGCUCGAAGUCAAUCCGUUCCAGAAUAAAAAGCAGCGACAAGAAGCGGAAGUAAAAGCACUUUUGGAGAAGAUACAGCCGGAAUUUAUUACUCUCGAUACGACUAAUAUAGCGGAGGUUGAUGUACCUACUUUGAAAGACAAAGUAGAAGCAAAGAAGAAUCUUUUGUAUAUUAAGCCAAAGUCGAUAGACUUCAAACCCCGACAAACAAGAGCUAAAGGAAAAGGUGGCACUGCAAAAAUAAUAAAAACUAAAAAGAUAUUGAAAGAUUUAAAUCGUAGAGAAACGAUUAAAGCGCUUCGUGAAAUGACAGAAGAGGUAGCACCGAAGAAACCCGAAAAACCACGCAAAGAUUAUGGCGUAUUGAAUAGAUUUUUACCAAAAUAAAGAUCAAUAUUAUGAA
Molecule: messenger RNA, 1760 nt
Organism: Odontomachus brunneus
Lineage: Eukaryota; Metazoa; Arthropoda; Insecta; Hymenoptera; Formicidae
Product: WD repeat-containing protein 46
Exons: 6
Coding region: 179-1744 (521 amino acids)
Biological process (GO): maturation of SSU-rRNA from tricistronic rRNA transcript (SSU-rRNA, 5.8S rRNA, LSU-rRNA)
Cellular component (GO): small-subunit processome; 90S preribosome; nucleolus
Molecular function (GO): protein binding
Source: RefSeq, a predicted model, not a curated record